Molecule: messenger RNA, 630 nt
Organism: Blepharisma stoltei
Lineage: Eukaryota; Ciliophora; Heterotrichea; Heterotrichida; Blepharismidae
Source: the annotation of a GenBank genome assembly
AUGGCAGGCACUCCUAUUUUCAUCGGUGUCUGCGGAGGCACAGCUUCAGGCAAGACUACCCUUUGCAAUCGAAUAAGUGAAGCAUUAGGUGCAGAAUGCACCGUUCUAGGCAUGGACCACUUCUACAAAGGACUUACAGAAGAAGAGCUUCCCUUAGUCCACGAAUAUAAUUUCGAUCACCCUAAUUCCCUUGACUUUGACGAAAUGUUUAUCGCCAUACAAAAGCUUUUGAGAAGAGAAGAUGCUGAUAUUCCAAUCUAUGAUUUUAAAACACACAGCAGAAAACCUGAAAGGCAAAUGAUAAAGCAUGCCAAUUUAAUUCUUUUUGAAGGAAUCCUUGCAUUUUAUGACAAGAGAUUGAGAGAUCUCAUGAAGCUAAAAAUUUUUGUGCAGACUGAUGAUGAUAUUAGGCUCUGUAGAAGGUUGCUGAGAGAUUCUACUGAAAGAGGAAGACAUCCGGAUGGGAUUCUAAAUCAAUACUUUAAGUUUGUGAAGCCUUCUUAUGAUGAGUACAUAAGACCUACUAUGAAGUAUGCUGAUAUAAUUGUUCCACACGGGGCGCAUAAUGACGUAGCAAUUGAAUUUGUUGUUAUGAACCUUAAAAAUUACCUUGGGAUGCCUUUAAACUAG